Nicrophorus vespilloides is the source of this 494-nucleotide messenger RNA. RefSeq names its product NADH dehydrogenase [ubiquinone] 1 subunit C2 (gene ND-B14.5B). The transcript is spliced from 3 exons. The record is from RefSeq and is a predicted model, not a curated record. The coding region runs from base 66 to 428 and encodes 120 amino acids. Lineage: Eukaryota; Metazoa; Arthropoda; Insecta; Coleoptera; Silphidae. Gene Ontology annotation, cellular component: mitochondrial inner membrane. Gene Ontology annotation, biological process: mitochondrial electron transport, NADH to ubiquinone.
GCAACAAAUAUCACUGAACCGUAUUCGGAUGACAUCCAGUGACAGCUGUCAAAAAGCAGGCAAUCAUGGCGACUGGUCCGAGGCUUUCAGCGAAUCCCUUGGAGAUUUUAACCCCUGACCUCAGCAGGGAAGAGCCCUUCUUGAACAAGUAUUAUGGCUUCUUGGCGGCCGGAUCACUGUGUCUUAUUGGAUCUAUAAUCGGACACUACAGCACCAAACGCCCCAUCUUGAGCGGUGUACACAGGCAUGCAGCCUACGCAGUGAUCGGAGGAGCAUUAGGACAGUACUUUGGAAAUCUGCGCAACCAGCAAAACGCCGAAAGGGAUGCAGUAUUCCGUCAUUAUAUUCAAUUGCAUCCAGAGGAUUUCCCUGACUUUGAGCGCAAGAAGUAUUCAGAGAUCUUUGAGCCAUGGAUCCCAAUCCGUUAAGAUUCUGUUAAUUGAAUAAAGCUAGUGUGUUAUUAUGUUGUACAAAUAAAUAAUGUUAUUUAUCAA